Messenger RNA from Trichoderma reesei QM6a, 1854 nucleotides. RefSeq lists its product as uncharacterized. The transcript is spliced from 4 exons. Gene Ontology annotation, molecular function: DNA-binding transcription factor activity, RNA polymerase II-specific; transcription cis-regulatory region binding; zinc ion binding. Gene Ontology annotation, cellular component: nucleus. Gene Ontology annotation, biological process: positive regulation of transcription by RNA polymerase II. Lineage: Eukaryota; Fungi; Ascomycota; Sordariomycetes; Hypocreales; Hypocreaceae. The coding region runs from base 1 to 1854 and encodes 617 amino acids. The record is from RefSeq and is a predicted model, not a curated record.
AUGGAAUUGCCUGUCCCGGCUACUAGGCGACGCGAGACAGUCGACUGUUUCAAUUGCGCAGCAUCACGGCGAUCCUGUGAUCGAACAAAACACCGGUGCGAUACCUGCGCGAAGUCGUCCGAGCACUGUGAGGGAUAUCCAAGGGCACUCCAGUGGCUCACAGGCGUCACGUCUCGGGGGAAACAGAAAGGCCACUCUAUCAGUAUCGACGCUUCGAACACUGCGUGGGAAUCCACAACACCGACGAAUCACACCUUCAUAUUCAAGCAAGGACGGCCACCGAGAAGGGGCAGAGUCGAAGUCGGGACCCUUAAACAAAAAUGGAAGGCUAGAUCAAGAGACACAGAGGCGCAUGACUGUCGACAGGUUAUCAUCCGAGCAGAGUCAAGCCAGCCCGACGCGUGUGUAGACUCACAGCCGCGCGAUGAAAUGGCAGCGCAAGACAUGUCUGACUUUGAUGCCUUUGCGACUCUCGAUGUUGCUUCAGAUACCGUCAACACUCAUGAUCAUCCUGCUUUAACAUAUAACCAUGAAACUCCAUCUGCCAUUCCACUCGCCUCGGAAUCAUCCAGUCUUAGGUGGAAGGAUACGAGCGAUUUCACGGGGGACAACGACCUCUUAGUUCCAUCGGUCGAAGCUUACGGCGAAGCAUACUCAGCCCCGCUGACUCCUCAGCCCACCAUUGGAUCAUCUGGACUGCUCGCUUUCUACGACGCCGAAUUGUGUACUCUUCCCCUGACGUUUGACUUUUCGGCGAAUCCGUUCCGCUGCAACUCAGAUCCAUCCCAGGGGCCUCAAUACCUCCUCCAUGCCCUUCUAGCCUUCUCCAUACAGCACGUUAGCCGUUUGGGAAACUUGGCAUGCAAAGACUUGACGGAUCAGCAGAUAGCGUCGUACAGGUAUUCUGCGAAUAACCAAAGCACAAUCGAGCUCAUCUUCGCCGGGGAUUCUACAAAGCACUUCGUUGUCGAUACCAUUUUGAUCCUCUUUGCGCUGGAUACUCUUACCUCUGCCGCCGGACCUUGGUAUUCGCGCCUAAGUGAUGCUUUUCAGAAGCUAGAAACGCUUGGUGGAGUGAACGCGGUGGCGAGCUCUUCUCGAUUUCAAGCGCAGAUUGCCAUGUUUGUUUGGUGGGACUGCAGCAUCUCUCUCAUCUCUCGAUCGCAGCCCGUAUUCCCAUCAUCAUACUAUGAUUUCGUGCUGUCCUGUGACGAUAGUUCCUGGAGCAUCUUCACCAUAUCAGGAGUGCCACGACAAUUAUUUCAGUACUUCCGCGAGCUGCUUCAACUUGCUUAUGAAAAGGAGCAAAUAUCAUCAUUGAGAUAUGCGACUUUCGACAUGAGUCGAGUUAGAGAACUCGAGCAAUACAUACAAGAAUACUCUGACGAGGGCUGCGAAAUGUACGGCGCAUGUGCUGACGAAGAAACUGUUCAGUCUGCGUACGAUUAUUAUCAUGCGAGCAAUACUUGGAAAUAUGCUCUCCUACUGUACAUCUGCCGCGUCUUCAACUGGGACAGAACCAGCAGCGCUUCAAUGGCUCAGAUCUCAUCGCUUUCCAGGCAAUUGCUAGACAGCGCGCGAUGCUGCAGGCCGGAAUCGAGCCUUCAAAAACAGUUCUUGAUCCCGAUAUUCCUAGCCGGCGCAGAAGCGACCGGGGCUUAUUCGAGAAAUUUUGCAAGGGACUACUGUGAAGGAUGGUACAGGAAGUCGAGAUAUAACAUGUUUAUAGAAGCGGCACAUCUUAUGGAAGAGAUCUGGAGACAAAAGGAUGCCCACGACGGCGCCUCCGGCAUAUGGUGGGGGAGUCUGAUAGAACCAAGGCGGCCUAACGCGUCUGAGUUUCUAUUUGGAUGA